CUCAAAAAUGCUCGCCAACGAGAACGCGAAGACGCCAUCCGACGAGGUCUCAUGUCCGAUUCCAGCAAGCCCAUGAAACUCAGUGAAGCGAUCACGCCGGUGGGCACGUGUCAAUCCAUGUGCGCCGAAUUCGAAAGAGUACAGAGGGCAGUACAGAGAGAGAUUUGGGAUGAAGAAAAGGUGGGCACACCUGUUGAGGAGUCCAUGGACGAGAGCCGCAUGGUGAAGAAGUUCAGACGAGCAGCAGCCGGUGUGGAAGAACAGCUGCCUUCAGAUUUGCGGCCUCCUACAGUCUUGCGGGAGACGUGCAAUUACUUGUUCCACAACGUGCUCGGCUCGGCGAAACUGGCACAGGUGCAUCACUUCGUAUGGGAUCGAACACGAGCUAUCCGCAACGACUUGUCCAUUCAGCAGCUUUCCAAGGCCGACGAUCUGAGCAUAGCCAUUGAGUGCUGCGAGAGAAUUGCUCGAUUCCACAUACUCUCUCUGCAUCAACUGGCUCUGGAAGAAAAGCCGUACGAGGCGUACGAUCCCAAACAAGAGCGAGAGCAGCUAGAUAAGACACUGCUUUCUCUGAUGCAGUACUACGAUGACUGUCGCGGCCGCAUACCACUACCCAACGAGCCAGAAUUCCGGGCGUAUUGCGUGCUCUUCCAACUGCAAGAUCGCACGCCUGACCUUGAGGAUCGGGUACAAAGCUGGCCGCGAGAAGUAUCCAAGGAUCGGCGAGUACAACAGGCAUUGAAAGUAUAUGCAGCUGCAUGCAACACUUCAGAUGUGCAGGGUCCAUUCUUUGGUUCCAAUGCUACAUCGCACACGAUCGCCAGGCAAGACUGGGAAAACUUUUGGCAGCUAGUGAAAUCCCGAAAGCUCUCGUAUCUGAUGGCUUGCGUGACUGAGAUCUACUUCAAUCUGGUCCGCAAGAUGGUCCUUAGCGGCAUAGUGCGAACGACACGGAUUUCCAAAGCUCCCAACACCGAGUGGACACUAUCAGAUCUGGGCAAGUUGUUCUACUUUGACGACGACGACCAGUUGGAGGCUUUCUGCGGUCGCUUUGGACUUCAAUUUCGA
This is a messenger RNA of Sphaerulina musiva SO2202, 1071 nucleotides long. RefSeq names its product SAC3_GANP-domain-containing protein. Lineage: Eukaryota; Fungi; Ascomycota; Dothideomycetes; Mycosphaerellales; Mycosphaerellaceae. The annotation marks the transcript as partial. The transcript is spliced from 2 exons. The record is from RefSeq and is a predicted model, not a curated record. Gene Ontology annotation, cellular component: nucleus; transcription export complex 2; cytoplasm. Gene Ontology annotation, biological process: mRNA export from nucleus.